This is a messenger RNA of Tremella mesenterica DSM 1558, 1101 nucleotides long. RefSeq lists its product as uncharacterized. Gene Ontology annotation, cellular component: mitochondrion. Gene Ontology annotation, molecular function: ATP binding; tRNA binding; serine-tRNA ligase activity. The transcript is spliced from 3 exons. Gene Ontology annotation, biological process: mitochondrial seryl-tRNA aminoacylation. The annotation marks the transcript as partial. NCBI's taxonomy places the organism in Eukaryota, Fungi, Basidiomycota, Tremellomycetes, Tremellales, Tremellaceae. The record is from RefSeq and is a predicted model, not a curated record.
UCUUUCUUACCCAAACCUCGACUAGACUAUUCCCGUCUCCUUUCCGACCCCUCUCUCACCGAACAAAACGCCUUAUCCCGUCGAGCGCCUCUUCGACCCGACCAUCUAGCCCACUUGUCUCGUCUCCGCGACACCCAACUUCUUCUCCUUCAGAAACUAGAUUCCGUCCGAAACAAACAAAAAGAUAUCUCAUCCAUGAUAAAAAACCAACUUGGGGAUACAUCAGAACUUGUCAGACAAGCUAAAAAGUUAAAAGCUAGGAUACAAGAAUAUACGCUUAAUCUAUCUUCUACCGAAGAUGAACUCCUCGAACUCGCCCUUCUCUUACCUAGCUUUUCUCACCCCGAUUCUCCUAUAGGUAGUGAAGAGAAUGCAAGAGUGAUAGAACAAUUCGGACCUACCCCAAUGGAGAGAGACGAGAAAAGAGAUCAUUUAUAUAUUUGUGAGAAAUUAGGUUGGUUGGAUAAUAAAGCUAUGACUACAACGACAGGAUCUUCUUGGCCUUUUUUAAUUGGACAAUUAUCAUUAUUGGAACAAAGUUUAAUUCAAUAUUCAAUUUCGAUAGCUGUCAAACAUGGUUUCACACCUGUUUCAACACCUGAUGUUGUGAAAGAUGAUUUAGCUUGGAGAUGUGGUUUUCAACCGAGAGAUCAAGCAGUAAUUGGACAACCUGAUCAGAUAUACAGACUUCAAACUCCUCCGACUUCCCCAGGGUUAUGUUUAGCUGGAACGGCUGAAAUCCCUUUGGCGGGGUUAUUCGCUGAUCGGAUAUUACAACUUGAUCAACUCCCUAGGAAAGUGGUAGGUGUAGGGAAAGCUUACAGAGCUGAAGCAGGAGCAAGAGGGACUGAUACAAGAGGAUUGUAUAGGGUACAUUGGUUUACCAAAGUGGAGCUUUUUGCGGUCACAAAAGGGGCUGUGGAAGAAAGUGAAAGGAUGAUGGAAGAGAUGAAAGAGGUGCAGAAGGAGGUAGCGAAGGGGUUAGGGUUGAGUGUGAGGAUCCUCGACAUGCCGACGGAAGAACUAGGAGCUAGUGCGUGUAGGAAAUACGAUAUGGAAGCUUGGAUGCCUGGAAGAGGUAAAUGGGGGGAGGUGAGUUAA